UUCUGCUCCGGUGAAGACGUUCCACCAAGUGUUCUACCCAGUGACUAACCAUGGCCGAGGAGCUUAUUUACCGCCAGUACUUCUACAACUUCCACCAACAUCAGCAACAGUACUACCAACAUCCGCAAUCGAUGGAUCUUACGCCUCCUUCAAGCAGUCCGGAGUUCAUCCCGUCAACACUGAGCUUCCUCCCGGAGUCCUUCGAGCUGUCCCAGUACAACAGUGACACCGAAUGGAUGACGGCCAGCCCAGGAAGCAGCGGAUCUCCCAGCCCUUCGAUCGACUGCAACCUUACCGGCCAGAUCCUCACUUCUUCCUCGAAACCUGCUUCGACUCGUCCGAUUUCCAACUCCGCCAAAGUUCUGAGUAAGAUCGAGCAGCUGUUCGACGAUAGCAGCGCCUCGGAUAGUGAUCUGCUUGCCAACAGUGACAUCCCGACGAAGAUCAAGAUCAGGCGUGGAACGGUGAUCCCUACGGUGAUCAAGCGGAAGCGACGCCUGGCGGCCAAUGCCCGUGAACGGAAGCGCAUGCGAGGGUUGAACGAGGCGUUCGAUCGCCUGAGGCAGCAUCUUCCGGCUGGUGGAGACGAUCGGCAGCUGUCCAAGCACGAAACCCUACAAAUGGCGCAGACCUACAUUACGGCGCUGUGCGACUUGCUGGUUUGAAGGGUUAAAAGUGGAAGCGCAGGAAGUGGAUUCGUUACAGUUAGGCCAUAUGUAGGAAGUGAAUCAAGUCAUUAAGUUAAUUUUGUACGUAGUCUACAGAGUUAUUGUUAGGGAAAAUGUCAGUAUUAUUGAGAUUAUAUGUUUAAAAUGUAUGUAAAUUUUAACUUAAUUCGAUAAAACGAAAAGCAAUAAA
Molecule: messenger RNA, 858 nt
Organism: Aedes aegypti (yellow fever mosquito)
Lineage: Eukaryota; Metazoa; Arthropoda; Insecta; Diptera; Culicidae
Product: protein atonal
Exons: 1
Coding region: 51-665 (204 amino acids)
Molecular function (GO): protein dimerization activity
Source: RefSeq, a predicted model, not a curated record